AUAACGCAGGGGCCGGAGCCAGCAGAUACAGACAGCGCCGGGGGAGAGGGGGGAAGAGACCCGCUCUCCGCCCCCCGCUAGCCCUCCCCCCCCGCAGGCUGACAAAGGCAGCAGGGAGGGGUGGGGGGGUAGCAGGAGCUCUCCUCCCCCCCCGCCGGCAGGAGCCCCUGGCUGCAGCUGUUCCCAGCCCCCCUCCUGGCCCAGGGGAGGGGGGUGCCGGGGUUUGCAUGCGCACAGCUGGCGGGGAGCUGCAUUGCACGGGGGGGAUUUGUCGGGGGACCCCCCCCCCGCCUGGUGUGGGUCUCUGCGCCCGGGCUCCCGGGCGCUGCUGGAUGCGUGGCCAGGAUGCCAGGCGGGUGCGAGGCAGGGACAGGUGUGAGGGGGAGCAGGAGGAGCGCCGCCCCUUAAAGGAAAGAGCCGCUCCGAGUUGCACGCUGCAGACAGCUCCAGCCUGGCUCCCGGGAGCCGCCGGCACGGUGUGAAGGGCGCCCGUCCCUUCCGGAGACCAUGACUCCGCCUUGUGCUCUGCUCAUCCUGCUGCUGCUGCUGGAGGGGGCGGCCGACGCCGCGUUCCCUGAAGAGCCCGGGCCCAUUAGCGUGGCCCCCGGAGACUAUGUGAAGCACUACUCGGUCUUCGUGGGCAGCGGGCUGAGCCACUUCUCCAGCCUGGACGGCAGCGGGGCAGAGAGACUCAACAUCCAGCGCAUGUUGAAGGUCAACAGGACUCUGUACAUCGGUGACAGAGAUAACCUGUACCGGGUGAGCCUGGAGCCUGCCACAGCCAGCGAGAUGCGCUACCAGCGGAAAUUGACGUGGGGGUCGAACCCGCACGACAUCAGCAUCUGCCGGAUGAAGGGGAAGCAUGAGGCAGAGUGCCGCAACUUCAUCAAGGUACUGCUGGUGAGAAACGAGAGCACGCUCUUCGUGUGUGGGACCAAUGCCUUCAACCCCAUCUGCGCCAACUACAGCAUGGACACCUUGGAGCCCAUUGGAGACAGCAUCAGCGGCAUGGCCCGGUGCCCCUACGAUCCCAAACAUGCCAAUGUCGCCCUCUUCACAGGCGGGAUGCUGUUCACAGCCACGGUGACGGAUUUCCUGGCAAUCGACACGGUGAUCUACCGGAGCCUGGGGGACGGCCCCACUCUGCGCACCGUCAAGCAUGACUCCAAGUGGUUCAAAGAGCCCUACUUUGUCCACGCUGUGGAGUGGAAGAGUCACGUCUAUUUCUUCUUCCGGGAGAUCGCCAUGGAGUUUAACUACCUGGAAAAGGUGGUGGUGUCCCGGGUGGCGCGGGUGUGUAAGAACGACAAGGGCGGCUCGCAGCGCGUGCUGGAGAAACAGUGGACGUCCUUCCUCAAGGCCCGGCUGAACUGCUCCGUGCCGGGAGACUCGCACUUCUACUUCAACGUCAUCCAGUCGGUGACAGACAUCCUGUACCUGGACGGGCGGCCCGUGGUGCUGGCUGUCUUCUCCACACCCUCCAACAGCAUCCCCGGCUCAGCGGUCUGCGCCUUCGACAUGGCACAGGUGGCGUCUGUCUUUGAGGGGCGCUUCCGGGAGCAGAAAUCCCCCGAGUCCAUCUGGACUCCCGUGCCGGAGGAGAUGGUGCCGAAGCCGCGGCCCGGGUGCUGCGCAGCCCCCGGCAUGCGCUAUAAUUCCUCCAGCUCCUUCCCGGACGAGAUCCUCAACUUCGUGAAGACGCAUCCCCUGAUGGACGAGUCAGUGCCCUCCCUUGGCCACGCCCCGUGGAUCAUCCGCAGCAUGACUCGGUAUCAGCUCCGUAAAAUCGUGGUGGACAGUGCAGCGGGGCCCUGGGGCAACUGCACCGUGGUCUUCCUGGGCUCCAACACCGGCACCGUCCUCAAGUUCCUGAUCAAGCCCAACAGCAGUGCCAGCCCCGCAGCCGUCAGCGCCGGGAGCCAGAGCCUGCUCCUGGAGGAGUUCGAGACCUACCACCCCGGCAGGUGUGGCCGAGACAACGAGGACGAAAGGAAGCUCUUGGGCAUGGAGCUGGACAAAGCUACGGGGUCCUUACUGCUGGCCUUCCCCCCGUGCGUGGUGAGGGUGCCCACUGCCCGAUGCCAGCAGCACUCGGGCUGCAUGAAGAACUGCCUCGGGAGCCGGGACCCCUACUGCGGCUGGACCCCCGAGGGCUCCUGCAUCUUCCUGGAAACCAGCACCAGGGCUGUGUUCGAACAGGACAUCGCCGGAGGCAGCACCUCGCACCUCGGGGAGUGUGAGGGGCUGGUGACGGAGAGCUUCGUGGAGGAGCCAGACGGGCUGGUCUCCGUGAAUCUGCUGGUGAUCUCCUCCGUGGCUGCCUUCGUCAUCGGGGCGGUGAUCUCCGGCUUCAGCGUGUGCUGGUUCAUCGGGCACCGGGACCGCAAGGAGCUGGCGCGCCGCAAGGACAAAGAGAACAUCCUGGCACACAGCGAGUCGGUGGUGAGCGUCAGCCGGCUGGGCGAGCGCCGCGCCCGUGGGGGCCAGCCCGAGAACCUCCUGGCCCCGCUGAUGCAGAACGGCUGGCCCAAGGGGCUCAUCAAGGUGAGCCAGCACGACCUGGACUCGGGGGUGCUGCCCACCCCCGAGCAGACCCCCCUCCAGCAGAAGCGCUGCCCCAGCAACCUCAAGAACUGCAGCUGGGAGCAGAGCCACAAUCUCAUCAACGCCUCCAUCCGCGAGCCGCCCUGCGCGGGCUCCUCCGUCAUCCUGCUGCACUCCAGCCACGCCCAGAUGCCCCACCACCUCCGGGCCGGGCGCGUCAUCCCCAUCUGCCACUCCAUGCUCAUGGACCAAGAGCUGGAGGACGAGGCGAGCGACUCCUCCGUGGACAUGCACUACCUGCCGGUGAGCGGGGCGCGGGAGCGGGGCGAGGGGCCGAGGGGCCAGCAGCAGCCGCCCCCUUCCCACCGGCCCGGCUUGGGCAGGAGCUCCUGCGGCGAGUUCCCCGUCACGCCGCACGACAGCCCGGACCGGCGCCGGGUGGUGUCGGCGCCAAGCGGGGAGGCCGGGGACAGCAGCCACUGGAACCCUGACAAGCUGAAUUUCAACAGCAACAACGCCGCCAGGCAGGCAGCCGCCCACCUCAAGAGGAACCACACGUUCAACAGCGCGGAGAACCCGGGGGUGUACAGCCGGCAUGCCGGGCCCCCGCAGGCCCCCACGCUGGGCAGCCAGCACACCCUCACGGACCUCAGCCAGCUCCUCAAGUACGGCAUCGAGCGGACUCCCUCGGUCAAAUAGGAGCCGGCCGGGGAGGGGGUGUGGUUUGGUUUUAUAGCCUCCUCUUUGGGGCGGGGUUUCAGCAGAGGGGGCGGAGCCUAGGGAGCCUCACUCCCGUCCAGGGAGACACGCCCCAGACCCAGGUGUCUCCAGCGAAUGACUGUAGGGGGCGCCGGAGAGGAGCCGGUUGUGGGCGGGAGGGGGGAGUGUCUCUGCGUUUCGUCUGGCAGCUGGUGCUUCCGCACUGGACUCUUCUCCAUGAACCUGCCCCACUCGCGCCUUCUUUUUGGUGGGACCUAGGCAGGAUUGGGGCCCCUCCAAGCAGGAUUUCGUCAUCACCAUAGAUAUAACAAAGCAGCGCGAGGGGGUGGAGGGCAGCUGGCUGGACAAGGCCCCGGUGAACCUGGGCCCCCCACCCCGCCCGGCUUGUCGCCUCCUCGUUUUUGUACUGUAAAUGGUGGGGGUGUUGAGGUCUUCUUGCUCCUUGACACCCCCGGUGCAGAGCAGCCUCCCUAGGAUCUCAGAGUUCUCUUUCCUUUGGGAGGGGCCAAAGCCACAGCUCUCCUCUGUUCCCCCCACCUGACACAGCCAGUGCCCAAAAUCUCCUUCUGCCUCUUGCUGGGAGGGCACAGGGCCUGGGUACCCCUGGCAAGGGUUGGGCCCGUUCCUCCACUUGCGGUGGGCAGCACCCCUUCUGCCCUGCUCUGUUGGGGCAAGACCCCCUCUGUCUAUCCCAGGACAGGGCUUCGGGCCGCGACCUCCAGGGAAUCCAGCCGGUUGGCUCCCCGCCAGCUUGGCUAGCACUAGGAUUUGACGUGGUGGCAGUGGCCGCUCCACUGGUGGACCAGCAAAGAGGGGGGAGGACCACUGGGGUGUUUUUUUCCUGCCUGGCUGGGGCCGAUCUGUCCCGGCUCCCCAAUGGCCCGUCCGGUUGCCUCUCUGCAGACAGACCAGCACUUUACCCGUCACCCCUGCCGGGCAGAUGCCAACGGAUGGCAUUGGGCUGACACUGCAGCAAGGGUGCCGCUACGCUCCCCAAAACCACCCAUCCUCCUUCCCUUCGGCAUUUCCUGAUACUGCCCCCCCCCCCCACCGGCCCCUCCGCAACCCUAAGGAGGCGCCUCUGAACUGGCUGGUGAAACGGUUCCCAGCUGCCUCCCCACAGCCGCGCGGUGCCGCUGCCGGCUCCAUUGCCCCCGUGCCUUGAUGCAGUCGGUCACAUGGCACCCGAUUCCAGCAGGAGCUGACUGCGGAGGGGGGAGCAAAGGAUUGGCACAACCAUAGCCUUGGGGACUGUGGAUUCUCCCGGGGAGACAGGAAGCAAAGGUGUCUGUCUCUGGAACAAUAGGAAGCACAAUCUUUUUGUCCUUGUUUUAAA
Molecule: messenger RNA, 4600 nt
Organism: Gopherus flavomarginatus (Mexican gopher tortoise)
Lineage: Eukaryota; Metazoa; Chordata; Testudines; Testudinidae
Gene: SEMA6B
Product: semaphorin 6B
Exons: 17
Coding region: 508-3243 (911 amino acids)
Biological process (GO): axon guidance; negative regulation of axon extension involved in axon guidance; neural crest cell migration
Molecular function (GO): chemorepellent activity; semaphorin receptor binding
Source: RefSeq, a predicted model, not a curated record